AUGUCCCUGCAUGUCUCUCACUGCAUCCCCUCAGAUGGUCUCACCAUCGCCACCCUCGAAACUGCCACCAUGUCCAGGUGUCUCCAAAUCGAGCUCGGCUCCGCCACCCCUAAAGCCAUGAGAGAACAUCUCGCGCAAUACUACCCUCUAUUCCUCGAGGGUGCUGUAGCUACCAUUGUCAAACAGGUCUGUCUCAAAGUUGUGGACGUUGAGGGAAUGAUCGCAUGGGCGGCAUGGGAGCUACCAUAUGACGGACCGGCAAACCCUCAACCCGUAAACGGUGUGCCUCCAAUAUGGGGCAUGAACAUGGGAUUUGUGAUUUCGCUGAGUCGCGCCGAGAUGAAGAUGCGCAAUCGAGUUUUGAAGGAAAAGAUGUCUUUUGUGCUGAACAGCUUGGCUACCUCUCCCACCCAUAAGGGUGAUGCUAGUACCUUGCUUCUGUCAUGGCCAUUCCAACGAGCGGAUAGGGAGGGGGCGAUGUGCUAUGUCGAUUGCGAAGAAGGAGGGGAACGAGUCAAGCUUUGCGAAGAGUUGGGGUUCGUAAGGAUGGAUGAGUGUCAUAUUGACCUAACGUUGGGUGGGUUGGAGGGUAUUUAUACGCAUGUGGCUAUGCACAGCCUGGACCUGCUCUAUCCACGCUCAGCGUCUGCCAUUAGAGGAAGCGUCGGCACGAACCAUUUCUACUCAAUCGAACCUGAACCGCAAGCUACCGCCCACAUGGACUGUCUCAGUGCUUUACCAGAAGAGCUGACAUCCGAGAUUGUUCAACGGGUGGCUCAUAAAUCCCUACCUGCACUGGUAUCAGUCUCCCGUCAACUCCACCGUCUGGUGCUCCCUAGGCUCUACCGUUGCGUGCAUUACAGCGGAAUCGAUACAUGUGACAGCGACAGAGUCAAUAAAGGAUUUCUCGUCUGUGCAAAUUACGCGACAGCGAUAAGACCCGCCCGUGGAGAUUGGCCACAAUGCCAACCAUCGAGGAUUGUCAGGCUCAGUCCUUUCCUUGAAUGCAUCACCACGCGUCCACAAAUCCGCUCCUACAUCGCUACUGCAGGCUUUGACUUGUUGGACACCGAUUCUGAGGCUACAGUUGACAUGGUCUCUUACAUCAUAGACCUACUUCUACCGUCGCUGCAGACAUUGAAUAUCUCACCCGUCUUCUACAAACUUGACCCCCUAAGAGACAUAAAACUCAAGUCACUGAACAUUUCUCACGAAAUAUGGGCGAACCGGGAUCCUGGAAACUCCUACCUCUUCGCUUUGUUCCGUAUAUCGACUCUCCGAAAUCUCUCCAUCGAGAUUGCAGCAGAUUGGGACACGUCUCCUCGGUGGCAUCGUCCUCAACAUUCUGCAAGGUUGAGAACUUCAAACGUGACAUCGUUGUCCUUUCCGACCGGUAUACCUUUCGGAGAUGACUUGGCAGAGAUCCUGUCGUGGCCUAAAGCUUUGGAAGUCUUUGAGCUUGGACCGCCUCCUGUUCGCAAUAAGAAAGUCCUUGCAAAUGUGCUCUCCCCCGAAGACUGGCCGAAUGAGUACAGAGAGCUGUUCUUCAAAGAUAGCCAAACGCCGCCACAGAUCUGGGAAGUUCUGCCUCCAGCAAUACGGAUGUUGAGACUGGAAGGUGAACCGCACUUCACGUGGAUUGUUAGACUUUUCCAACCCAUGUCUCCUCCCCUGCCAAAAGAGCUCAUGAUGCAGCUGAGUGAGAUCGCUAAACAUAAGAGAUUGCGAUACCCAAAUCUGCAAGAAGUCGUGUUGGGGCAGCCACGGUUGGCCGACCCUUUUCAGACCUUCAUUUUGAAGAGCCUUCGCGGCAACUCCGGCAUUAUCAAGGAUUUCGAGGAGAGUGAGAUACGGCUUACGUUCGCGCAAGACCCCGAGACGAGCGCACCGAGAAGAAGAAAAGUCGUCUAA
This is a messenger RNA of Letharia columbiana, 1911 nucleotides long. RefSeq lists its product as uncharacterized. The coding region runs from base 1 to 1911 and encodes 636 amino acids. The transcript has 4 exons. The record is from RefSeq and is a predicted model, not a curated record. NCBI's taxonomy places the organism in Eukaryota, Fungi, Ascomycota, Lecanoromycetes, Lecanorales, Parmeliaceae. Gene Ontology annotation, molecular function: protein binding.